CCCUGAUGUCUAUUCUCUAUGUCCAUGCCAUGCACCUUAAGCCACGCCCAUCACUAUGACGUUUCUCGAGUUGAAUCAGGUUGUGCUGUCGAGUAAGUUAGGAGUGGUUAGGGUUCAGGAGAUGGAAAGCCAGCGCAGCUAGUAAAUUCAAUGUUCGGCGCCGCCAGCAGCAAUAUGAACGUUCGUAUUGUGUCUUAAGAAAUCGCGCGAAAAAAUUGCUGUCAGGUAAUAGUUAAGAUUUAUUGCCACCAAUCUCAGUUUUCCACGAGAUCAGUGAGUGUUUUAUUCUUGUGAGUUCAAGUUUACUUACCAACCUACACACGUGGAUAAUAAUUACUACAUUUAAAGUUGACCAGUUCCUGAGUUAGAGAUAUACGCAGUUGGAAUAGUGGUUUUUCGUCUGCUUCGAGAAAUACCUUUUUGUGAAAGGAGUUUCUCGUCCUAGUCUAAGAUGUCACAUCACAGUGAUGAUAAUAUGCUAAUAGCUACUUCGGAUUCUUUCUGGGAACCGGGGAACUAUAAGCGCACAACAAAAAGGAUUGAGGACGGUCAUAAACUUUGCGAUAGUCUAAUACAGCUUGUACAAGAGAGAGCGGAAAUCGAGAAGAACUACGCGAAAGCUCUCAAAAGUUGGUCAAAAAAUUGGAACGAUAAGAUAGAGAAGGGACCCGAAUAUGGCACCACAGAAGCUGCGUGGAAGGGUGUUUUAGUUGAAUCCGAUAGGUUAUGCGAUCUGCACCUCAAAGUUAAGGAAAACCUCUGUAACGAUAUAAUACAACAGAUUAAAACGUGGCAGAAAGACACCUAUCACAAGUCAAUGAUGACGUUAAAGGAACGCAAGGAAAUGGAAGAUGCAUUUAAAAAAGCUCAGAAGCCAUGGGCGAAAAUUUUGCAGAAAGUGGAGAAAGCCAAGGCAGAGUAUCAUAAUAGUUGCAAAACUGAACGCACAGCGGCAAAUAUGGAACGGAACGCAUCCGCCGAUAGUUCACUCUCGCCUGAUCAGAAAGCUCUGCUGGUGAAGAAGAUGCAGGAUAGGGUGCAAAAAACCAAGAUAGAAGUGCUGAACGCGAAAGAAAAGUACGAAGCGGCCCUCCAAGAAAUCAACUCUUAUAAUCCAAAAUACAUGGAGGAUAUGACACAAGUCUUUGAAAAAUGUCAAGAGAUGGAAGCCCAGAGACUACAGUUUUUCAAAGACGUACUUUUUGGAAUCCACAAAUGUCUCAACAUAUCCCAGGAUCCAGUGCUGCCGCAAAUAUAUGAAGAGUUUUAUCACACGAUCAACAAUGCGGAUCACGAAAAAGACCUAAAGUGGUGGUCCAAUAAUCACGGAGUAAAUAUGGCCAUGAACUGGCCACAAUUUGAGGAUUACACAGAGGAGUUCCGAGACAUCACAAAGGGGUCGAAAUCAAAGGAGGCCUUGCCAGCAGGUUCCAUCACACUCAUCAAUCAACGACCAGUAGGCGAGGAUUCGCAUGAUUUUUCUCCGGUUAACGACAAAGUGAAACCGAAACCCGUCGGUAGGAUAAUAUCGACAGAUACAAAUCACGGAGACUCUAAAUCAGACAAUAUCUGUUCGACGAAAGAAUCUUCUGAAAAACUUAAUCACGAGGACCAUGUUGUUAGCAGGAGUUCCACAAUCACAAAUGGCACUAAUGCAAAGCAAGUAUCAAAUCCUUUCGAGGAAGAGGAGUGGGACGAGGAUGUUGGGGAGCCGUUGGUAGACAACGGAGAGCCGGGAGUGCCGGUUCGAGCACUUUACGAUUACGAAGGAGCAGAAGCAGACGAGCUCAGUUUUAAACAAGCAGAUUCGCAAUUUGACCUUCACUCGAUUCUCAUGUAUCAAAGGGAGAGCAUUGCUGUUACGUUUCUGUUCCUACCUGCUCAAUUUUUUCUUACCUUGAUAAAGGUGCUGCAUGAGUAUCAAAACGUUGCACAGUGGUACCUGUCAAUGGAACAGUGGGACAUGGCGACUUUUUCGAAAAACUAGAGGACGAGGACGAACAAGGUUGGUGCAAGGGAAGAAAAGACGGCCGCGUAGGACUCUAUCCUGCGAAUUACGUGGACAUAGUCUCUCAGUAGAUCUAUGAAGCCAAGUCGAAGAACUACUUAUAAUUAAUUGUAAUUAAGAAUUCCCUUUCUCCUCUCCUAAAUGUCAUGCGUUCUCAAAAAUUCUUUGGCGAGAGAAAAAGCUGUAGAAGAAAGAGAAAACCCUUAAAGAACAGAACUGUCCAUUCUAAAAUUACAUUGGCGCACAAAAUCUCUUUAAAAAUUGAUUUGAGAGUCACUUUUUUUUCUCAUAUUCAAUUAAAUUAAACUGUUGUGUAAAAAGUAUUUUUGUUUUGUUUUUUGUUUUGAAAAAAACUUCUGAUUCCUUCUGCAGAGAUUCUCCUCGCUGACCUAUGAAAGAAAAAAACUUCCGAAAAGUUAAUUGUGUAUAGAUAGGGCGUUAAAUCCGGCGUUGAAUCCGUAUUGUUAGCUUUAGAGGAUCAAUGAUAGAGAAAUGCUGAUUCAAGUGUAGAAAUGAUGUACAGUCGUGUGCUUUCAACCUUUAAUUUUCAUUAUUACACCCACAUAAACACAGACGUUUAUUGGUGAUUCUCCAUCAACAGAUAACUUUGUACUAAAAUACCUAUUUCGAAUGUACAUUUUUUUCUGCAGUAACUUGUGUUAGUUCAGUGACUAAAAAGAUAGUAUAACUCUGGAUAUUUGAGUAUAUAAUUUAGUUUAAAGUAUUUGGUUCAGAAAAUUACAGCAACAAAAUUAAAGCUCUAUCUUUGACUCGGUAUUGUCGAUACCUUAAAUGGCAACAGUAGCUAACAAACCGACAGAAAUUAGAUAUCUUAUUUGUAAAUUAGUAUAAUUUAGGUAUUAAAACACCUGUUCAGAUUUACUA
Messenger RNA from Belonocnema kinseyi, 2893 nucleotides. It is a transcript of the gene Synd, whose product is annotated as protein kinase C and casein kinase substrate in neurons protein 2. Gene Ontology annotation, cellular component: endosome; cytoplasm; plasma membrane. The transcript has 11 exons. Gene Ontology annotation, biological process: plasma membrane tubulation; cytoskeleton organization; regulation of endocytosis. Gene Ontology annotation, molecular function: phospholipid binding; protein binding. The record is from RefSeq and is a predicted model, not a curated record. Lineage: Eukaryota; Metazoa; Arthropoda; Insecta; Hymenoptera; Cynipidae. Bases 452 to 1987 code for a protein of 511 amino acids.